Neoarius graeffei (lesser salmon catfish) is the source of this 2815-nucleotide messenger RNA. RefSeq names its product NLR family CARD domain-containing protein 3-like. The record is from RefSeq and is a predicted model, not a curated record. The transcript is spliced from 7 exons. The coding region runs from base 510 to 2786 and encodes 758 amino acids. NCBI's taxonomy places the organism in Eukaryota, Metazoa, Chordata, Actinopteri, Siluriformes, Ariidae.
CUUCCUUAUCAGGCCCGCGGUGCAGUCCGUGGACCUGAAACUUUGGUUGUGGUUCACCAAAUGAUAGGCAAAAGUACCCUCCUCAGCAGCCCGUUUGAGUUCAGCACUGCCAGCGCUAACUUUACUGAAGUAAGUGGCCACACUGCUAGCCCCUGCCCCUACCCACUGCUUGUGGUUCGCUGUUUUGAGGUGGUCUUUAACAUCAGCACUACCACCAUGAGCGAUGGAGAAGGAGCACUUACAGUGUGUGCAGUAAGCUUCAUGUUCAGCACCCUGGACUUCUCGGAGAAAGGGGUGGAAUUAUCACGUGAUGCGUGAUGUCAUGCCCAAGGGAUCGAUUGGAACAGCAAGAACAAUUCUUUUGUUUCUGCUUUACACUGAACACAUUUGGGUUUGAGAUCAAAAGAUGAAUAUGAGCCGAUAGAUCAGAAUUUCAACUUCAUUUCCUGAUCUUUACAUCUAGAUGUGUUCAGCAACAGAACACGACACCUUUGGAGGCAGACCACCCAAUGGUUAGAAUGAUGAAGAGAAAGAGAUCAGACUCACCAGAACCCAGCUGUGUGUCCAUGAAGAGUGACUGGUCAAUGGAACCCCCAUAUAACUUCAGAGACAGAGACAGUCCUGCUGAUCUGAGAAUGAUGAAGAGAAAGAGAUCAGACUCACCAGAACCCAGCUGUGUGUCCAUGAAGAGUGACGGGUCAAUGGAACCCCCAUAUAACUUCAGAGACAGAGACAGUCCUGCUGAUCUGAGACCACAAAAGAAGAAAUCAAACAUCAGCAGAAAGCAGCUGGAGUCCAUAUUCAAGGAGCUGGAACACAAAGUCAUCAGUGUGAUCCAGAAGGAGCUGAAGAGGUUUAAGAAGCUCCUGAGUCCAGAUUCCCCAGCAUGCUCUGAGAGGGAGGUGGAGGAUGAGGAGGAUCAGAGCAGUGUCAGAGAGGGAGUGCUGAAGAUCACACUGCACUUCCUGAAGAACAUGAACCACACAGAUCUCGCUCACGCACUGCACAACAAACACGUCUCUGUGUAUCGGCAAAAGCUGAAAUCCAACCUGCGAGAGAAGUUUAAAAGAGUUAAUGAAGGAAUCUCACAGCAUGGAAGCUCAGCUCUUCUGAAUGAGAUCUACACAGAGCUCUACAUCACAGAGGGUUGGAGUGGAGACGUCAAUAAAGAACAUGAGGUGAGACAGAUUGAGACGGCGUCCAGGAGACCAGCAACACAGGAGACACCCAUCAAAUGUAAGGAUCUCUUUAAAGACACGUCCAUCAGAAGCGUGCUGACUAAAGGAGUUGCUGGAAUUGGAAAAACAGUCUCUGUGCAGAAGUUCAUUCUGGACUGGACUGAAGGAGAAGCAAAUCAGGACAUCACCUUCAUGUUCCCACUUCCCUUUAGAGAGCUGAAUCUGAUGAAGGAGAGAAAUCUCAGUCUGAUGAAUCUUCUUCAUCACUUUUUCCCAGAAAUGAAAGAAUUAUGCUUAAUAGGCUGUGAUAUGAACAAAGUCCUGUUGAUCUUUGAUGGUCUGGAUGAGUGUCGACUUCCUCUAAAUUUCCAAAACAAUGAGAGAUUGUACGAUGUGACAGAGUCAGCCUCAGUGGAUGUGCUGCUGACAAACCUCAUCAAGGGGAAUCUGCUUCCCUCUGCUCUCCUCUGGAUAACCUCUCGACCAGCAGCAGCCAAUCAGAUCCCUCCUGAGUGUGUAGACCAGGUAACAGAGGUACGAGGGUUCAGUGAUCCUCAGAAAGAGGAGUACUUCAGGAAGAGGAUCAGUGAUCAGAGCCUGGCCAAUAAAAUCAUCACACACAUGAAGUCUUCAAGAAGCCUCUACAUCAUGUGCCACAUCCCAGUCUUCUGCUGGAUCUCAGCCACUGUUCUCGAGAGACUGUUGGGUGAAGCAGAGAGUGGAGAGAUCCCCAAGACUCUGACUCAAAUGUUCACACACUUCCUGAUCUUUCAGAUCAAACACAAGGAGCAAAAGUACCAUCAGAAAUGUGAGCCUGAUCCUCAGCAGACCAGAGCGAGUAUCCUGGCACUGGGAAAACUGGCUUUCCAACAGCUGGAGAAAGGAAACCUGAUCUUCUAUGAGGAAGACCUGAGAGAGUGUGGCAUUGAUGUGAGAGAAGUGUCAGUGUACUCAGGAGUGUGUACCCAAAUCUUCCGAGAGGAGUUUGGGCUUCACCUGGGGAAGGUCUUCAGCUUCGUACAUCUGAGUGUUCAGGAGUUUCUGGCUGCUUUAUACACGUUUAUCUCCUUCAUCAGCAGAAAAGUAACAGAACAACAAACCACUGAUCUGUCUAAUCUUUUCACCAAAUCAAACAUGUCUGAUUUCCUCAGGAGUGCAGUGGACAAGGCCUUACAGAGUGACAAUGGACACCUGGACCUGUUCCUCCGCUUCCUUCUGGGUCUCUCACUGGAGUCCAAUCAGACUGUCUUACGAGACCUACUGCCCCAGACAGGAAGUAGUGCUCACAGCAAACAGGAAACAGUCGAGUACAUCAAGGGAAAGAUCAGGGAGAAUCCAUCUCCAGAGAAAUCCAUCAAUCUGUUCCACUGUCUGAAUGAACUGAAUGAUCAUUCUCUAGUGCAGGAAGUACAAUGUUACCUGAACAGAGGAGAUUCCAGGCGUCUCAGUGGAGUCAGUCUCUCUCCUGCUCAGUGGUCAGCUCUGGUGUUUGUGUUACUGAAUUCAGAACAGGAGCUGGAUGUGUUUGAUUUGGGUAAAUAUGACCCAUCAGAGGAAUGUCUUCUGAAGCUGCUGCCAGUGGUCAAAGCCUCCAGAAAAGCUGAGUGAGUGUUAUUUUUAUUUAUAAAUGUAUUACU